AUGUUCGGUGCUGGUGCCGAGUUCUCAGCCGAUCUCACAUUAAAUGAGUUCAUUCGCCGAUAUGCUGAGUUACGGGGCACUAAAUACAUGUGUCGGGAAGGAGGUUGCGGGGCAUGUGUGGUCACCGUUCAAGCGAUAUCACCUAUCACUAAGGAGAUAUGCACAUUCUCAGUUAAUUCUUGCCUUGUCUUAGUAAUGUCAUGCGAUGGUUGGGAUAUAAAAACGAUUGAAGGCAUCGGUAAUAGAAAAAAAGGUUACAAUAUCAUUCAAAAACGUCUCAAUCAUUACUUUGGCUCACAGUGUGGGUAUUGCAGCCCUGGCUUCGUAAUGAGCAUGUACAGCCUUAUAAAAGGAAGCGAUCGCCAUCUAACUGAGGCAGAAAUAGAAAACUCUUUAGGCAGCAACCUUUGUCGAUGUACUGGCUACCGCCCCAUUUUAGAAGCAUUCAAAUCUUUUGCCGUCCAUCCAAACGCGAAUAUAUUGAGUAAGAUAAAAGAUAUUGAAGAUAUAUCUCAGCAAAUAUGUCCCAAAUCGGGUAAAACGUGUGGCGGUACUUGUGAGACGAGCGAAAACUGGUGUUUGGUAAAUAUAGAUACUACGAGUGCUUUGAAUUUACCAAAGAAAAUAUCGUUAGCGGAUGGAAGACUUUGGUACUCCGUUGGUGAUAUAAGGUCGAUUUUUACUACUUUAAAUGAAGUUGGUUAUGAAUCGUACAUGUUGGUAGCCGGCAAUACUGCAAAAGGAGUACGUCCAAUCUUGUCCUACCCGAAAGUUCUGAUAGAUAUAAGCAAUAUAAAGGAAUUGACCACACAUUACUUUGACGUCAAUCUGGUUCUCGGAGCAAACAUGACUUUAACUGACACAAUGAAUUUAUUUAAAGAAGUCGCCAAAUCCGAUGAAUAUUUUUGGUAUUUAGAUAUAUUGUAUAAACAUCUAGACGAAACCGCUCAUAUACCUGUAAGAAAUAUUGGAACUCUUGCAGGUAAUCUGGCUUUAAAAAAUUCAGAUCCCUGUUUUCAAUCGGAUAUAUUUUUAUUAUUGGACUGUAUGGGUGCCACUGUAACUCUAGUUGACCGCAAUAUGACUAAAAUAGAGAUGGAUUUACCAACAUUUUUAACCACGAAUCUUACAGGAAGAUUGAUGACUCAGAUUAAACUACCACCGUUAUCCAAGCAUUAUGAGCUAGUAACUUACAAAAUAAAAGUGAGAGAACAAAAUGCUCAGGCUGAAGUAAAUUCAGGAUUUCUUUUGAAAUUUAACCCCAACACACAUCUUAUUGAAGAAGCGUCUAUUGUGUAUGGUAAUAUUAAUCCAUCAUUCACCCAUGCUUACAACACAGAGAAGUUUUUGAUCGGUCGAAAUGUAUUUGAUAAUGAUACCUUACAAUCGGCUUUACAUGUUCUGGAAAAAGAAAUUAAUCCCGAUUACCGCCCACCUUACUCGCCACCUCACGUGAGAAAAAAGGUGGCUUUGGGCCUGUUUUACAAGAGCGUGAUAAAAAUUUGCCCAAAAGAUAUUUUAAAGCUAUGUUAUAAAACUGGCGCUACCACGCCUACUGACGAUCGACCUCAAAUAAGUCGAAGCUAUCAAGAAUACGACACGGAUAAAAACGAUUAUCCAAUAACACAACCACUAUUGAAAAAAGAAGGAAUGAUUCAGUGUGCUGGUGAAGCUGUCUACAAUGAUGACAUUCCCACUAUUAAAGAUGAGUUGUUUGCCGCCUUUGUUCUUUCUACCGUGGCUAAGGGAGAUAUAGAAAGUAUUGAUAGUAGCGAAGUAUUGAAAAUAGACGGCGUUGUAGCUGUGCUCACUUCUGCUGAUAUCCCUGGUGUAAACAGUAUUAUUCGACCCGACUUUCUACUUAUGUAUGAAAAUGAAGAACUUUUGGCUAGUGAGAAAGUAACUUUUUACAAUCAGCCAGUAGCUAUUAUAGUGGCAGUAUCUCAAGCUUUAGCUGAUAGAACAGCCUGUUUGGUCAAAGUGAAGUAUAAGAAUAUACCAAAAAAGCCAAUUGUAUUCACUAUAGAAGAUGCUAUAAAUGCGCCUAAAGAAGAAAACAGGCUUGUACGUUACGACGGUAUUACACCCGUGGAAAGGGGAGCUAAUAUUAGACGAAUAAUCACAGGAAAAUUUAUUAACCCUCUUCAAUAUCACAAUAUGAUGGAAUUGCAUACAUGUGUUACGAAACCUGUUGAUGAAGGGUUUGAAAUGACCUCAUCAACCCAAUUCAUAGACAUAGUGCAAGCAGUUACAGCUCAAUUACUUAAAAUGCCUGAAAGUUUGAUCACUGUAAAAACACGACGUUGUGGAGGUGGAUUUGGAUGCAAAAUUAGUAGAUCGAAUUUCGCUGCAUGCGCCACAGCUUUAGUUGCGAAAAUCCUUAAUAGACCAUGUAGAAUGUCAAUGUCAAUGCCAAGUAUAAUGCGGGCUACAGGAAAAAGGCCGAACACCAAACUUGACUACGAGGUUGGAGUCGACGAUAGAGGUGAAAUUCAAUAUAUGAAUGCUGUGUUUUACAUAAACGACGGACAUUCUAGUAAUGAAAAUGAGAAUCUUUACGCCACUGAGUCCCUUAAAAAUUGUUACAAUCCUAGAAGAUGGAAAGUAGACUCUUUCGGAGUGCUUACAGAUGCACCAACUAAUGCAGUCAUGAGGGCUCCAGGGGGAUUGGAAGGUAUAUCCGGAAUUGAACAUAUAAUGGAUCAUAUAGCAGCGGAGUUAGAUCUAGAUCCAUUAAAGGUACGCAUGGCCAAUUAUAGACAGGAAGAUAAUGAUUUGCCCUCUUUAGUACCCAUGUUUUUGGAAAGAAUUAAUUAUAAAGAGAGACAAGACCAUGUGAAGGAUUUUAAUAAAAUUAAUAGGUGGAAGAAACGAGGAAUACGAUUAAACAAUAUGGCUUUUCCGACCGCAUAUCUUGGUAACUAUUUGGCUCUAGUAAGCGUGUACCAUGGCGAUGGAAGUGUUAUUAUCAACUGUGGAGGAGUUGAAAUCGGACAAGGUAUAUUUACUAAGGUUGCGCAAGUGGCAGCUGCUCAAUUUCAGGUUCCAGUUGAAACUGUAUCUAUCGCACCAUGCUAUAACUUUGCUACUCCAAAUAACUUCGCAACAGCAUCUAGUAUAUCAAGUGAAUGCUGUGCUUAUGCUGUGUUACGAUGCUGUGAUCAAAUCAAUGCACGGUUGGCACCGUUCAGAGCGAGUAUGCCAACGGCGUCAUGGCGGGAAAUAGUAUUUGAAGCUGAUAGGCAAGGUGUGUUACUGCAAGCAAAUUAUCUGACGAGUCCAAAUGAUCCACGUUUAAUUAAUUAUUCGAUAUUUGGGGUUGCUGUAACCGAGGUUGAGGUUGAUAUUUUGACUGGGAGCAAAUGGAUUGUUCGAGCUGACAUACUUGAAGAUGUUGGACGUAGCAUGAAUCCAGCAAUAGAUGUUGGUCAGGUGGAAGGAGCAUUUGUGCAGUCUUUGUCUCUGUGGACAAUGGAAAAACAUGACUUUAACGAAAACACUGGAGAAAUAUAUACGGAUCGGACUUGGACUUAUAAAAUAAUGGGGGCUAAAGACAUCCCUAACGAUUUCCGAGUGUUCUUCAGACGAAAACGACCAAAUCCUGUUGGUAUUUUGGGGUCUAAAGCUACAGGUGAACCACCGUGUUGUUUAGCUUAUGCUGUGGUUGAAUCAAUGAGAGAUGCUAUAAAUGAUUCACGAAAAGACAGCGGCUACAAAACUAGCUACCUUCCUUUGAAGGUUCCAGUUAAUAUUGAAAGCAUUGUUGAGGCAGCUGAUGUUAAGAUAGACGAGUUCCUACUAUACUGA
Messenger RNA from Arctia plantaginis, 3807 nucleotides. Lineage: Eukaryota; Metazoa; Arthropoda; Insecta; Lepidoptera; Erebidae. The record is from the annotation of a GenBank genome assembly.